AUGGCAUUCUGCAAAGAUCUUGGAUUUGAACUACAACUAGUAUUUUCAGACUCUAAACCAUCUGCUACACACCUAACUGUUGGCAGUGUCCUGGAAAUCUUCAGCUUUGGAAAAUCAAAAAAAAUGGAAUAUAAAAGUAUUGUUGAAUGUAUUGGACAAAUUGUGGCUAUUAGAGAUGUUAACAUUCAAGCAUGUAUUUCAAAAAUUCACCGUGCUGCCAGUUCUGACAAAAAGAAAAGGGGAAAGCUGAAAGAAGAAUUUAGAAAUGAAACAUUCAUAGUGCCAACAGAGUCCACAUCAGCCUCCACCAUAGCUUCUACUUCUGGCUGUACCUUAGUCUCUCUACAAAUGCCUAGUACAGCAACACUAACAACAGAAACAAAGGAGAAAAAAGUUAACAUCUUACAGACACAGUUGAAAGAAAGAAGACUCAAAGUGCAGGAGUUAGUACAAUCAAAUAAAUUAUUGAAAAGAAAGUUAGGUAGAAGAGAGUCCAAGAAAUGCAGAGAAAGUUUCCAAAGGAAGGUGGAGAAGGAGACAGCGGUUGCUCUGAAAAGUGUGAAGACUGUUCAAAAAGAGCUCAAGGUUAAAACAGCCCUUCUUACGAAAGCCCAGACCAGAAGUAAGAACAAUUAUUCUUCUCUGAUCAAUGCAAAUCGAAAAUUGAAAUCAUUGGAACACAGAGUAAAGAGUUUGGAAAAUGACAAGGAAAAAUUAGAUGCAAUUUUGCGAAAGACAGAGGAAGAAAAGAAAACCAUAUGCGACAGAAACAAGAUUGUCUUAAAAGAAAACAAAGACUUGCAUAUCUCCAAUGAUUACAUGCAAGGUUUGUUACUGGAUGAAUGUGACCUUCAUGUGUAUGAUCAUCAAUCUAACACUUUUACUCCUGAAUUAGUUGAAUGUGCGAUGAACUUAACCAAUUUAAAAGUGGCUACGCACAAUGUUGGACCUGUUAUCAGAGAAGUCUCUUCAUUAUGUGGGAAGAUACCCAACCGUCUCCCAUCUCGCACAACUGUAGAUAAUAUGGUUGACAGAAAAGUUUCCCUGUCACAAAAGCAACUUGGAACUGUUCUUUCUGCAAAAGAAGAAACAACAUUAUAUACAGAUGAGACUAGAAAACAUGGACACACCUAUCAAAGCUAUUUGAUUACAGACAAAGACAAAAAUUCGUAUCUGCUUGGUCUUCGGGAAAUGGAAAACAAAAGUGGGCAGUGUACUCUAGACACAAUGAAAGAAAUACUGAAAGAUAUUUCAGACUAUUGUUCACAUUCAGAGGACAAAGAAGCAGAUUGUGAACCUGGACAAACAGUAGGAUAUCAUAUAUUGAAAAAUGUAUGUAAUACUAUGUCUGACCGUGCCAGUACAGAAAAACAUUUCAAUGUCUUGCUGCAAGAAUAUAGGAAUAAGAUUUUACCUGAUGUUGUUUACAACUAUACAAAUUUAACAACACAAGAAAAAGAACUGUGUGGCCAGAUGAAUAACUUUUUCUGUGGUCUACACCUGUUAGUUGGCAUAGCAGAUGUGUCUGAAGCAUCAUUAAAAAAGUUUGAAACAGCAUAUCUUGAUGGAAAACUGAUAGGAUCAGCACAAAAGCCUGAACUUCAGCGAUACCACAAGUCAGAGAGUGGUACUUUGCGACUUUUGCGCACAUGCAGCAAAGCCUUUGCGAUGGGAGAGGAUGAAAAAAAUGGUGUGUUUUUGCCAUGGAAAACUUAUCUUGGAAGCAAAGGAGAAAAGAAAAACCAUAUUCUGAGGUUCAAACAUAACCGCUUCAACAUGGUAUUCCUAAUUGGGCAAGCAGUUUACUACCACUCACAAGACAUUCAGGAAUUUCUAGGUAAUGUUCAUGGAACGUCAAAUGAUCUUCUGAAAGCUGUUUUGCUUGAUGCAAAAGAAACCCUGUUUUUAGCUGGUGCCAAGGUUCUUGGCCUCGUUUCCAAGUUCAUAACAGCCCCAACUGUGGCGCUUGAUUGA
This is a messenger RNA of Pecten maximus, 1974 nucleotides long. RefSeq lists its product as uncharacterized. Bases 1 to 1974 code for a protein of 657 amino acids. The record is from RefSeq and is a predicted model, not a curated record. Gene Ontology annotation, molecular function: 3'-5'-RNA exonuclease activity. The transcript has a single exon. Lineage: Eukaryota; Metazoa; Mollusca; Bivalvia; Pectinida; Pectinidae.